AUGGAUACUCCAGACUUUACAAUCCCCGACGACGACCUCGUCAACGACACACCCAGCGAGCAUGUCCCGAAGGCCAAGAAGACUCGUCGCAGCCGCUACGACCCAGAGCCCGACUGGUCAGCCAUGGUGCGAGCCAAGGUCACGAAGUCCCACAGUCGUGUCGGUCAGGCCUGUGAUCGUUGCAAGCUCAAGAAGAUGAAGUGCACGCCCGAUCUUGGAGGCUGCGCUUGUUGCCUGAUCCUUAACAUCCCAUGCAAAGUCACUGACCGUGUCACCGGUGAGACCUGGGUGCGUGGUGAGGCUGGGCAAAUGCGGGCCCUUAUUGAGAGUCUCACGAAACAGACCGAGGACCUGAAGGAGCAGAUCACACAGCUUCAGCAGAAGAACGCACAGCUACAGGACUGUCUCGACGGUUCCUACAGAGCCAAUCUCAUGGAUCACUACGAGUCGGACCUUGACCCCAGAAAUCACCAUAGUCUACUGUGA
Penicillium expansum is the source of this 486-nucleotide messenger RNA. RefSeq names its product putative C6 finger domain protein. Gene Ontology annotation, biological process: regulation of DNA-templated transcription. The coding region runs from base 1 to 486 and encodes 161 amino acids. The record is from RefSeq and is a predicted model, not a curated record. Gene Ontology annotation, molecular function: DNA-binding transcription factor activity, RNA polymerase II-specific; zinc ion binding. NCBI's taxonomy places the organism in Eukaryota, Fungi, Ascomycota, Eurotiomycetes, Eurotiales, Aspergillaceae. The transcript has 3 exons.